AUGCCAUCUUCGCGACUGGAGCGUGGGAAGCCAUGGGCGAACGGCCGCAUUCUGAGCGCCGAACAGCGCGAGCGCAAGCGCAGGGUGGACAGGUUGAAUAAAUCCAGACGUCGAGAACAAGAGCAGACCGCUGUCAGAGAUGUCAAAUCUCAGCUUGCCACACUGACUGCAAACUUGCACUCUCUGCAGCGAGCACUCCCGGACAACGCAAAUUGUCUGCCUAGGAGGUUCGACACAGAUCUCGCCUCGACCUCAGACACCACAUUACCAUCCAACACCUCCGGGCCUGAGCUCUCUUCAGCCUACUUCAGCUUCAACGUCUCAUCUGAACCACCGGUACGUUCUUUCUCAAGCGACGUUGUUGAGCUCGAAGACGAAGUUCCCCACGUACUACCGCUUCCCACCGAGGCAACUGUCGGUGAUCGGUGCUUGCUUGUUUCUGGGGCAAGGUCCUUUGGCACCACGGUCUCGAUACAAGACCUCUUCAACCAACUGCUUCGCCAGGGCUGUGUUAGUGACCGGCGCCUCAUCUGUACCGAUGAGGCUCUGAACCAAAAUGCUCUGAUUCGGGGCAUCGUUCACGGCUGGCACACCGUCCUUGAGUCUCCCUUUGCCUGUCCAUUGUGGGAGGUCACAAGUCGGCUCGAUAAACAUAUCUUCGGAUACAGCUCGCUAAUCACCAGGUUCUGCACCUUACGUAUGACCCAUUACAUGCUGUUGUUCAUGACGCAAGCAAUCACAGCUGCAGAACUGCCACCAUGGCUUAGGCCAAGGCCAAGUCAGCUACAUCUCGCGCACGAUCUUUCCGUUGAUGUUUUGCCCUGGCCUGGGCUACGCGAACGAUCAGUACUGGAUCAGGAGACUACGAAAUCAAACAAGUUCUGGAGAGAAGUCAUUCAGCUUUUCCGGUUGAAUUGGCCGUACUCGCCGGAUUCCGCCUACCAACUCGACCAGAACAGCGGUCUAUACAGCUUUACUGGCACCUACGAAAACCAUGUUCGUGAGAUCAGGAUGUGGAACGUGGAUCCGUCCUUCUUCAAAUCAUUUCCAGCCACAGUCGACGACAUUAUACCACCAGGGUCCCUCGCCCCACUGUACGUUCGUCCAAAUCCGCUGGUCCCACUUGAAAUAAUGGAUGCCGUGAACGAAGAGCCUUCUGCCAACAGGCUUGACCUGCUCGUGGCAGGCUUCAUGUGGGGGAGAGCUCCACGUUUCAAGGUCGCCUACAUGUGCGACAAUAAGGUUUUGAGUCGAUCGUGGGGAGAAUCUUGCAUCCACCAAUGCUUGCAGGGGAUCGGAUGA
Messenger RNA from Cyphellophora europaea CBS 101466, 1302 nucleotides. RefSeq lists its product as uncharacterized. The coding region runs from base 1 to 1302 and encodes 433 amino acids. The transcript has 5 exons. Lineage: Eukaryota; Fungi; Ascomycota; Eurotiomycetes; Chaetothyriales; Cyphellophoraceae. The record is from RefSeq and is a predicted model, not a curated record.